Molecule: messenger RNA, 907 nt
Organism: Diabrotica virgifera virgifera (western corn rootworm)
Lineage: Eukaryota; Metazoa; Arthropoda; Insecta; Coleoptera; Chrysomelidae
Gene: tsu
Product: RNA-binding protein 8A
Exons: 1
Coding region: 107-604 (165 amino acids)
Biological process (GO): RNA splicing
Cellular component (GO): exon-exon junction complex; nucleus; cytoplasm
Molecular function (GO): mRNA binding
Source: RefSeq, a predicted model, not a curated record
UCAAAGAUGUUUGACAGUUUGACGUCGAGUCGGGUCGGUAGAAUCGUAAUGGUAAAUUGAUUUGAAUUAAAAUAAAAACAGAGAUUUUAAAAAGAGGUUGACCACAAUGGCUGACGUUUUAGAUAUUAACGAUGCCGUUGAUAUAGAUGUCGAAGAUGAAGGUGAGCAAAGCGUUUUGAGACUAAAAGACAAAGUUAUAAAACGAAAAGGUCGUGGUUUCGGUCCCGGCGAAGGAAGAGAGCACGAAAAAGUGAGAGGUUACGAGUCAAUUGAUGCUGGAGACCACGGCGACGAACCAGGGCCCCAAAAAUCAGUAGAAGGUUGGAUAUUGUUCGCUACUUCGGUUCAUGAAGAGGCUACCGAAGAAGAUUUAAGUAAGAAGUUUUCAGACUAUGGAGUAAUAAAAAACAUUAGUAUUAAUUUAGAUCGACGAACGGGAUUUUUGAAAGGAUACGCUCUGAUUGAAUACGGAACAUAUGAAGAAGCUUCUACAGCUAGAGAAGCUUUAAAUGGGUCUUCUCUACUAGGUCAAACGAUUGGAGUCGACUGGUGUUUUGUUAAAGGAGCAAAGAAGUCCAGAAGUAAACGUAGCAAGAGACACUAAUAAUACACAUUUAAAAACAAUCUGUUUCAGAUUAAUAUGUAAGAAGUUUUAUAUUAAAAUAAUUUAAUUUGUACAACUUAUUUUCACUUUAGUACAUUUUGUAAAUAACUUGGUCUUGAAUAUUUGGAGUUAUUUGUGUAGUAUUGAAUAUGCAUUUUUUAUGGAAUAAGAGAAUAAAUGCAGUGACACUUUUGAAGAUAAAAUGUGAAGAUUAUUCAGGUGAUUAAAAGUGUAACAAGGUAUAACCAGGUGUUUAAAUAUUAGAAGUUUGUCUAAUAAAAUAAAAAUAUGUUUGAUAGAUAA